GGAGCACGCCAGGAGGGAGAAGGGGAAGCCCGCCCGCCAGCAGAGUGGGAAGGUGCGGAAGAAAGGCUCAGCAAGGUGGAAAUAAAGGACAAUAAAGACACCAGUGUCCAGGCGCAAAGUGUUGGCAGUAGAGACUGGUGUGGAGUGCAGUUCAGUUGAUGGACCCAAAACAGGCCAAAUGGAAGAAGGGCCAUUUAGCCAUGUUGAAGAAAGAAGGUUGAAUGAGGGCCAUGCACCUGGCCUGGCCAAUGGGGGAGGGGGGCGCACUGCUGGAGGAAGGCCCAUGCUAAUGGAAGCAGGCACGUGGCUCGGCAGCCCGCAUGCCGAGCGGAAGGCCAACUGGGGGAGUGUGCCAGCUACCCCAAGCCAGGGAGACUCCUCCAGCAAUGCCAACUUGGAGGAUGCUCAAAACUUGGUGGCUUUUUCGGCGGCAGCGGAGGCAGCCAUGUCUUCACAGGGGAUGGUGCCUCUGGCAUCCCCUUCCUUGCUGAGCAUGCAGUUGUAUGAGAAAUUCAAUGCUGAGAUGAAUCACAGUGGGGUGGGUGAGGAUAUGCCAGUGCCUCCUUCAAUUGAGGACCUGAACGCUCUCAAGGCUGCUCUGGCUUUGGCCAAGCACGGCAUGAAGCCUCCAAAUUGCAACUGUGAUGGACCCGAGUGCCCAGACUACCUGGAAUGGCUGGAGAAGAAGAUCAAAUCGGCCACUGGAGAGGAUCAGAGUUGCACCUCCCAGCCUCUCAGCCAAGCUCACCAGCCCUCCUUAGACAAUGGUGCUAAUCCUCAGCAGGCGCCUGCUGGACAUGAGAAGCCCCCUCUGUGCCCACUGGAGGCCCUCCCUUUUUCUCAAAGUGCACUGAAUAUUGCAAAGGAGAAGAACAUCAGUCUCCAGACAGCCAUCGCUAUUGAAGCCCUCACUCAGUUGUCGUCGGUGCUUCCUGAGCCAGUCCCAGAGGCUCCACCCCCUUCCCGGAGCCCCUUGCAAGCCAUGGUGUUCACCUCCAAAGAACAGCUGGCCCAGGCGUCCCUCUUCCCGGCACACAACCCCAACUCGGUGCUAACUGUGUCCAGUGCGGAGCUGUACCAGAGCCCGGCCUCAAAGCCGUAUGCAAGCCACAGCCUGCUCCAGUCUCCUGCAUCAUCAUCAUCAUCAUCAUCAUCAUCAUCACCACCACCACCACCACCACCACCGUCCCCCUGGCAGCAGGGAGGGAAAGUCGCUCAGGAUAUGGCCCCCUAUUGCCUUGACCGCAGCAACGGCCACCUGGAACCUUCGGGCCUGUUCCUCAGCUCCACCUCCACCCAACAAAAGGCUGAUUUUCCUGAGCAGUGGAGUGAAGAAAGCAAGCUGAAAAACAGCUCCUGGGGGCUGAAUCCCAACACUCCCCCAUCACCCUUGGUCAGCGAUCCCAUGGCUGAGCUGGAGCAGCUGCUGGGCAUCAAAUCUGUGUUCAAACGGCCUGGAGUGAUAUCUGGCAAAGGAAGAGUCAUGAAACCAAAGCAGCAGGAGCAGCUUGGCCACAAGGAUGAGAACACCAGCUACCGCAAACCAGCCUCCUCCAGCCCACACUUAUCCCAGCUCCUGCAAGAGACGAGCUUCCACAAGAAGACCCAGAAGGUACUGCAGCACCACCUCCAUCACAAGCGCAGCCUCUUCCCUGAGCAGACCGUGCCCCCAGGAGCCCCCCAGGAGCAGCUGCCCAGCUGGUGGGCUCCCAGUGCACAGCCCCAGCAGCCUCCAAAGCCACCAGAGAAGCCGGUCAGGGAGCGGAAGAAGAAGGUCCAGCCUGAUAAAAAUGGCCCUGCCAAGCCCCUCCGCAAGCAGGUCCAGAUUAAAAAGUCUAAGCAGAAGGACACUCAACCCCUCUUCCUGCCUGUGCGGCAGAUCAGCUUGGAAGGGUUCCACUCAGCUGCCACUCCUGAGCACUCAAGCAGAGAGAUGCAGCCUGAGCAGCCGCUCUCCAGCACCCCGGGCAAGCUUUUGCCUCCUCUUCCAUCAACAUCCAGCCCUGCAGAGCAAUCUCCUUUGCAGAAGCUACUUGAAAACAGAAGCCUGGCUCUCAACACUCAGGAAACAUGCCACCCCAGCCAGGAGGAGAGCCAUUGCUACCACCCAGAGAACUCUGCAUGUGACUCUGCUUCCCUUGGCACCCCUGUUUCUGGGUUUGCCCCAUGCUCAUCUUCUGCGGCUUGCAGCAAUGGGCAUGAGGAAGCCUUUCACAGGUCAACCAAUGCGACAGAGCACCCCCUGUUUGCUCAUAAUCGCAUUGCGGUGGAUGACAAGUUGGAGGAGCUGAUCAAACAGUUCGAGGCAGAGUUUGGAGAAAAUUUCAGCUUUCAGAAUUCUGAGCUUCCAGCUCCACUGCUCCUCACUGAUGGGCCUCUGUCAGCCCAGCCACCUUCUCCCUUGCAGCCAUCGUCUUCUCUGAGCCACUCUCUAGAGACUCCGGGGGGCUUGGAUGCAGCUCUCCAGCCAUCACCCAGCAAGGAUUGCACAUUGCCUCCGACAGGCGCUCCCGAUGCGAGUCACAAAACGUUCUCCCUCUUGCCGGGGGCCGGGCAGCCUUUUGAAAACCCUUUUGCAGCUCGGUCCCCAAAACAGAUAAAAAUAGAAUCUUCUGGUGCUAUUACCGUGGUGUCCACCACAUGCUUUUACUCUGACGAAAACCAAAACACAGGCACUGCUUCCAUGGAAGGAACCCCAACCAAGGAUAAAGUGCCGUUCAUGCCUACUCUCAGUGGAUUUUUGGAAUCUCCCUUGAAAUACCUGGACACCCCAACCAAAAGUUUACUGGACACACCGGCCAAACGAGCUCAAGCAGAGUUCCCAACUUGUGACUGCGUGGAACAAAUAGUCGAGAAAGAUGAGGGGCCGUAUUAUACGCACCUGGGGUCCGGACCAACUGUGGCGUCCAUCAGGGAACUCAUGGAGGAACGGUAUGGUGAGAAGGGGAAAGCCAUCAGAAUCGAAAAGGUGAUCUACACAGGGAAGGAGGGAAAGAGCUCUCGCGGCUGCCCUAUCGCCAAGUGGGUCAUCAGGAGGCACAACAUAGAGGAGAAGCUCUUGUGCCUGGUGCGACAUCGCGCUGGCCACCAUUGCCAGAAUGCUGUCAUCAUCAUCUUGAUUCUGGCCUGGGAGGGGAUCCCUCGCACCUUGGGGGACACCCUGUACCAGGAGCUCUCUGACACGCUCACGAAAUACGGAAACCCCACCACCCGGCGAUGUGGGCUGAACGACGACCGGACCUGUGCAUGUCAAGGGAAGGACCACAACACCUGCGGUGCCUCUUUCUCUUUCGGCUGCUCUUGGAGCAUGUAUUUCAAUGGGUGCAAAUAUGCUCGAAGCAAAACGCCCAGGAAAUUCAGACUUCAGGGAGAUAAUCCCAAGGAGGAAGAAGUUCUCAGAAGAAGCUUCCAGGACCUGGCCACAGAGGUCGGCCCACUUUAUAAGAGGCUGGCACCCCAGGCCUACCAAAAUCAGGUUACGAAUGAGGAUAUAGCAAUAGACUGUCGGCUUGGGCUGAAAGAGGGGAGGCCCUUCUCUGGGGUGACAGCAUGCAUGGACUUCUGUGCGCAUGCUCACAAGGAUCAACACAACCUUUAUAACGGGUGCACAGUGGUGUGUACCUUGACAAAAGAAGACAAUCGUACCACUGGGAAGAUCCCUGAGGAUGAACAACUGCAUGUCCUUCCACUCUAUAAAAUGUCCACCACGGAUGAGUUUGGCAGUGAGGAGAAUCAAGCUGCGAAGGUGGGCAGUGGGGCAAUCCAGGUGCUCACCUCCUUCCCCAGGGAGGUGAGGAAGCUUCCUGAGCCGGCUAAGUCUUGCAGGCAGAGGCAGCUGGAAGCCAGGAAGGCAGCUGCCGAGAAGAAGAAGAUGCAGAAGGAGAAGCUGAUUACACCUGAGAAAGUCAAGCAGGAGGUUCUUGAGAUCCCAACACUCCCAACACAGAAUGCAGAUCCGGCUCUGAGAAGCGGACUGUCACAGCAGUCAGUCAAACCUUCCGUCAAAGUGGAACCUCAGAACCAUUACAACACGUUCAAAUACAAUGGCAACGCUGUGGUGGAAAGCUAUUCGGUGCUUGGAAACUGCAGACCCUCAGACCCCUACAGCAUGAACAGUGUUUACUCUUACCAUUCCUACUAUGCACAACCUAAUCUGCCUUCCAUGAAUGGGUUGCAUUCAAAGUUCUCUCUUCCAUCCUUCGGGUAUUACGGAUUUUCCAGCAAUCAUGUGUUCCACUCCCAGUUUUUGAAUUACGGCGACACAAGUAGUGCACCUUGGACAAACAGCAGCUAUGAGAAAAAGCCCGAUGUUCAAAUGUUGCAAGAUAACUUGAGCCAUGCUUACAGGAAUUCUGAACUCGGGGAUGAGAUCCCAGCCACUGUACGAAACAAAAACCACCAUGGGCGCACCUAUGAGAGAGCCAACAGACAUGCAGGUAAGGCCACACCUGUGCCCCAGAGGUGUAACUCAGUCCCAGCAGACGCACUGUCAUUUUCACAAAACACAAACUGUUUCAACAGCCGAACAAUCAAGCAAGAGCCAGUGGACUCCUUGUCGCACAUGGAGUCUAUUCAGAAGGCAGCUGCUGUCAAUGGCCAAAAUCCAAACCUGAACUCAACUGAUUUGUCCAGGUUGUCUCAGCAUGGAGGCCUAGAGCAGCAAUGGAGCCCUCAAAAAAUCAACAGAAAUGAGUCGCCUUCUGACAGGACUAGUCAUGCUGCGAGCCUGUGGAACAUGUUUACCCCCAGUGACAAUGUCAGUGUGCUCAAUGCAAACGUGCAGAAGAAACCGAGUUUGUUUGGUUCCCAUUCCAAUGCUACCAGGUUGCCACAGUCCCACCUACUGGAGAAACAGUGGAAUUUAUUUCCUGGAGAAGGGCGGCCACUGCCACCUAGCCCUGACAUGCUGGGAAAAACGUGGAGCCCUUGCAAAGUCAACGAAAGCUCUUCAGCCUUUCCAGCAAAUUCAAACCUUCAGGAGAACCCCUGGAGCUUUGGGCAGCUGAACUUCGGUUCCAACAAGGGAAGCUCCAGGCUUCAAGAUGAGCUUUGGAGUUCUGCCAAAGUAGAUGACAGAAGGACUCCAACACCGGGCACAGGAUUACACAGUAGACCGUGGACUUCCUUUGGCUCAUUGCCCACUAUGGCCUCAGGUGUGUGCGGGGAGAAGCCAUUCACUUCCUUGAAAGGAGAAGGUAGUGCAAUGCUGCUGGCUGCUGGCCACCAAGAGAGACCAUGGGACUCCUUCAGUUUGGAUGACAGCAUGGAAGACACACCCGACAAGAACAUCAAGGAGGAGGAGGAAGAUGAGGAAGAGGAAGAGGUAUGGUCAGACAGCGAACACAACUUUCUAGAUGAAAACAUUGGUGGGGUGGCAGUGGCUCCAGCCCAUGGCUCCAUCCUCAUAGAGUGUGCAAGGCGGGAAUUGCAUGCAACCACCCCACUGAAGAAGCCCAACCGGUGCCACCCCACACGCAUCUCUCUGGUGUUCUACCAGCAUAAGAAUUUGAAUCAGCCCAACCAUGGACUUGCCCUUUGGGAAGCCAAAAUGAAACAGCUGGCGGAGAGAGCCCGGGCAAGGCAGGAGGAAGCAGCCAGACUUGGCCUUCAGCAGGACAUCAAAACCUUUGGCAAGAAGCGGAAAUGGGGAGGCAGUUUGGCCACGGAGCCCCAACACAAGGAGAAGAAGGACUGCGUGCCGACGCGGCAGGCCUUGGCCAUCCCAACAAACUCUGCUAUCACUGUGUCCUCUUAUGCCUAUACCAAGGUAACUGGACCAUACAGUCGCUGGAUGUGAGAAGACUAUAGCUCACCUGUGGCCAUCUUACCUCAAAGUCUGCAGCACUGGAAUGCAGUGCUGGUUUGUGGUGCUUUUUUCUAGCAGGUGUCAAAGAGGAAUACGAAACCAAGCCGAGUGUGACAUUUCAAUAUCUGCACUGGGGAACUGAGCGAAAGAAACGUACUGCUAUUAACAUUUUGCAGUAACCUAAUAUUUAUAUCUCUGCAUUUUUAAUCUGUAUAUCAUAAUAAUGACAAGAGAAAUUUGUAGUGUCCUUUCACAAA
Molecule: messenger RNA, 6063 nt
Organism: Elgaria multicarinata webbii
Lineage: Eukaryota; Metazoa; Chordata; Lepidosauria; Squamata; Anguidae
Gene: TET3
Product: tet methylcytosine dioxygenase 3
Exons: 11
Coding region: 179-5797 (1872 amino acids)
Biological process (GO): positive regulation of transcription by RNA polymerase II
Cellular component (GO): nucleus
Molecular function (GO): DNA 5-methylcytosine dioxygenase activity
Source: RefSeq, a predicted model, not a curated record